AUGGAACCAGAAAACCACACAGGGAUUCCAGAGUUUUAUCUGUUGGGACUUUCAGAGAACCCAGAGAUUCAGUCUGCUCUCUUUGGGCUGUUCUUGUCUUUGUACUUGGUGACCAUCUUUGGGAAUCUGCUCAUCAUCCUGGCCAUUGUCUCUGAUCCUAAGCUGCACACACCCAUGUAUUUAUUCCUCUCUAACCUAUCCUUUUCUGAUGUCUGCUUCACCUCUACCACUGUCCCAAAGAUGCUGCUGAACAUCCAGACACAGAGUAAGCGCAUCACCUAUGUGGGCUGCAUCACCCAGAUGUACUUUUUCACCGUCUUUGGACUUCUAGACAAUUUGCUUCUGACCGUGAUGGCAUAUGACCGCUUUGUGGCCAUCUGCCACCCCCUGCACUAUACUGUCCUUAUGAGCCCUAAGCUCUGUUCCCAGCUACUUCUCCUGGCAUGGCUCAUAAGCAUUCUUGGAGCCCUACCUGAAAGUUUAACUGCACUGAGGCUGUCGUUCUGUGCCGUUGUGGAAAUCCCACACUAUUUUUGUGAGCUUCCUGAAGUCCUCAAACUAGCCUGCUCCGACACCUUCAUCAACAAUGUCGUGUUAUAUAUUGUAACAGGCAUCAUGGGCUUUUUCCCUCUUGCUGGGAUACUUUUCUCUUAUUCUCAAAUAGUGACAUCUGUCCUGCAGAUUUCAACAGCAGGAGGAAAGUAUAAAGCGUUUUCCACCUGUGGUUCUCACCUCUCUGUUGUCUCUCUGUUCUAUGGAACCUGCCUUGGAGUGUACCUCAGUUCUACAUGGACACAAGGUUCCUGGGCAGGGGUGUUUGCUUCCGUUCUGUAUACUGUGGUCACUCCUAUGAUGAACCCCUUCAUCUACAGCCUGAGGAACAGGGACAUGAAGAGAGCCCUGAAUAUGCUUCUAUAUAAUCUGUCAUCUUCACCUUGAAAGUAGGGGAAUUGUGUAUGUGUAUGUAUUUAAGUGUGUGUGUGUGUGUGUGUGUGUGUGUGUGUGUGUGUGUGUGUGUGCACAACAAGACAACCUUCAAGAUGACCAUCUACCUUGUUCUUGGAGACAGAGUCCCUUGAGGGCGUGCUUCAG
Molecule: messenger RNA, 1092 nt
Organism: Peromyscus leucopus (white-footed mouse)
Lineage: Eukaryota; Metazoa; Chordata; Mammalia; Rodentia; Cricetidae
Product: olfactory receptor 7C1-like
Exons: 1
Coding region: 1-939 (312 amino acids)
Biological process (GO): G protein-coupled receptor signaling pathway
Cellular component (GO): membrane
Molecular function (GO): G protein-coupled receptor activity; olfactory receptor activity
Source: RefSeq, a predicted model, not a curated record